Onthophagus taurus is the source of this 2102-nucleotide messenger RNA. It is a transcript of the gene Cp110, whose product is annotated as Centriolar coiled coil protein 110kDa. Gene Ontology annotation, cellular component: centriole. Gene Ontology annotation, molecular function: protein binding. Lineage: Eukaryota; Metazoa; Arthropoda; Insecta; Coleoptera; Scarabaeidae. Gene Ontology annotation, biological process: centrosome duplication; centriole replication; regulation of cytokinesis. The record is from RefSeq and is a predicted model, not a curated record.
AACCCUAACCUAACAACUUGUUUAUGACAUAUCUCAAUAAAAUUCGAACAAACUUUUUGUAAUGUUCGCUUUGAUAAACCGAUAAAGUGCUUGUCAAUCGAUGAAAAUGUUAGAAAAAAUAGUUAAUGAAAAGCGAAAAUAUGUUUCCUGUAUCAAAAUUAACGGCGUACCCAUUUUACCACCUGUGGUAACGAGCGCAAAAAGAAAAGAAUUAUUGAAAUAUAAGCACCAAGCUAUAAAACUUGAGAAACGAUUGAAGAGAGAACGAGAGCUUCGAGAGUACAUCACUCGAUAUUAUCUUCCAAAAUUAGACAAUGUUAAUUUAUUAACAGAAAGUUUAGAGCAUCAAUUAUCAUUUUUUGAUGAGAACACUUUGCUUCCAACGCCAAGCGAUGAAAUUAGUAUUAAGAAACAAUCAAAAUUGUGUUGUGAUCUGCAAGUAUCUCAAUAUACAAAUAACGAGUUUAAAGUAAUAACAAAUUUUGAAAAUAACACUUCAGUAAUCAAAAAUAUAAUUGAAAAUGAGAUUGAAACCCCACCACAAAUUGAUUCCACUUCUAACCUUGAUGAAAUAAUGCCAAAUGAUGAAAUUGGAAAACCAAAAUUAAUUCGAAGUGAUUCUUAUGUGUUGGAGACUCCCAGCCCAAUGUUAUUGGAACAUUUAAAACGUCAUAAUGAUGAAUCUCAAUUAAAUAAUGUUCCAAUAAAAGGACUUGUUGCUUCAACACCAAACGAAGAGGGUCAAGAUAAAUUAAAUUUAACAAAAUCUGAUUUUUGUUCAGAAACUGAAUCAGAAUUAAAAAAUAUCUCUGAUCAUUCAAGUCAUUCAACACAAGGUGAUAUUACUGUGUUAUCUAAAGAUAUUACUGUUGAUGGAGAUAUAGAAAAGACAACUUUUUAUGAGGAUCAUGACAAAUAUGAUAAUGAAAAUAAAGAAUGUGAUGAAAAAAUUGAAGAAAAUCAAAUAAAUCAUUGGGAUUUUCCAUUGGUUAAAGAUUUAUCAUUAGAUCAAAAUGAUCAAGAAAAAUUAACAAAUAUUUUAAAUGCGAUUCCAGAAUCGUAUUCGAAACAAAUUUUAGAAUUAUUAGAGAAACAAAGAAUGGAGCAAACUAUUCGAUUAAGAUCUUAUACCAAACUAACUGAAGAGUGUUUAACUAUACCGGCUAAUAAUAAACCAUUAAAUUAUAAUCCACAAUCAGAGAGAAGCAUAUAUUAUACACCAGACACUUUUGAAUCUCCACAAAUUCAUGGUUUAUCAUCCAAAUUAUCAUCAAACAUCCAAAUUAUUAAUGAUCACAAUAAACUUACUGAUAGUCUUCCUAUAAAUAUUAUUGAUAUUGAACCCAAAGUUGUUUAUACUUCUUCGAUUAUUGAAGGUUCAAAAACAUUAAGAGGUUGCAAUAGGAAAUUAUUUAGUGAUUUAAAUAGGGACAAUUAUAUAAAAAUGAAUUGGGCUGCUUCUGUAAUUCAAGCACACAUUAGAGGGUACUUAACAAGAAGAUUAUUAAGAAGUGAACGUGUUCAAGGACUUAUACAAACUAUAAAAGAUGCUUUAAUAUGCGCAAUGGAACUUCACUCAGAAUGUGCUGAUAAUAUAAAUGAAUCAGAUGUUGAAUUACAUAGAAGGCUUAUUCAACAGGUUUCUGCUGCUGUUGAAGCUUUCCAUCGCGUUUUCUUCGAAAUAACAACUUCAGAAAAAAUGUCUGUUAUAAGAAUCGAUAGGGAGAGAUUGAAGGAAAAAUUGAAAAGACCAAGAUCAAAGGGGUCAAUUUCAGGCAGGACUUCCAGAAGUUCUAGACAUUCUAGACUAAGUUAGCCCUUUUAAUAGAAUCACUUAAUAAUUCUUUAUUGCUUCUGUCAUCUAAUUAACAAUUUAGAAUUAUUGUUGACAUGUAACAUUUCUAUGUAAUUAAUAAUUGUGUCUUAUGACUGUGGCCUUACAUGGUAAAAAAUCAAUUAAAAAAAAAGCAAUUUAAUUAAAAUUGAUGAUUUUUUAUAAUAAUUAUGUAUAUUGAUGCCAAAUUUAGAAUUAGGCUCGUUUUUAGUGCAUUUUAUGCUUGCUUAAAGAUGUCAAUCCAAUAAAUCUUUUAAAAUAUUAAAUA